AUGCAAAACAUUAAGAACCAAAACGUACACACAAACAUUCGUCCAAAAACCCCAUCGAUCAAAGUAUCAAAACCAAAGAGUCUCGAAAGGAGAUCGGAAAAUUCAAAAUAGAGCAAAAAGAUGAAAAAUAUACCGUUGCUUUUGAUGGGUUGUGGUGGAGUUGGCCGUCAACUCCUCCAACACAUUGUUUCUUGUCGAUCCCUUCACGCCAAACAGGGGGUGCAUCUUCGAGUAGUAGGUGUGUGUGAUAGCAAAUGUUUGGUGGUUGCACCUGAUGUUUUCACUGCAGAAUUAGAUGAUUCAUUUCUUCUAGAAGUUUGCCGGGUCAAAUCCAAUGGCUCUCCUUUGCUGACUCUUGGAAAUUUUGGUGCAUGCCAAGUGUUUACCAGUCCAGAUGUUUUACUGAAAGUAACUGAUAUUGGUGGUCUUCUUGGUAAAUCAACAGGUUUAGCUUUUGUUGAUUGUUCAGCUAGUGCCGAGACUAUUGGAGUGCUAAAUCGUGUUGUAGAUUUUGGUUGUUGUGUGGUGCUGGCUAACAAGAAGCCUCUUACUGUGUCAAUGGACGAUUAUGAUAAGUUGGUCUCACAGCCGCGUCGCCUUAGACACGAGUCAACUGUUGGUGCAGGCCUUCCUGCCAUAGCAUCCUUAAAUCGCAUAAUUUCAUCAGGAGAUCCCGUCUACCGUAUUAUUGGGAGUUUGAGUGGUACCUUGGGAUAUGUAAUGAGUGAGGUUGAGGAUGGAAAGCCAUUCAGCCAAGUCGUUAGUGCUGCUAAAAGCCUUGGCUACACUGAACCAGAUCCUCGGGAUGAUCUUGGCGGCAUGGAUGUAGCAAGAAAGGCUCUAAUUCUUGCUCGACUCCUUGGGCGGCGUAUUAACUUAGAUGAUAUGAAGAUUGAAAGCUUGUAUCCUGAAGAAAUGGGACCAGAUGUGAUGCCUCUGGAAGACUUUCUAGCUAAUGGUCUUCCCUUACUUGAUAAGAAUAUUGAAGAUAGGAUUAAACAAGCUUCUGCAAACGGGAAUGUUCUGCGUUAUGUCUGCUUGAUUGAUGAUACAAGAUGUGAAGUUGGCAUCCAAGAAGUCCCAAAAGAUUCUGCUUUGGGAAGAUUAAGGGGAAGUGAUAAUGUGCUGGAGAUAUACAGCCGUUGUUACGAGAAACAACCACUGGUUAUCCAAGGUGCUGGAGCAGGAAAUGAUACCACAGCAGCUGGUGUCCUAGCUGAUAUCCUUGACAUUCAGGAUUUAUUCCCUCAACCGAGUGUUGUACACCGUGGACAUUGAAGACUCAGAUUUGUGUCGCUUAAUUUAACAUCUGAUCUUCAAAGAGGAAAUACGGACUAUUCUUGACCGUCUGCUUCCAGAUUGGAGAUUGAAAUCGGUGUCAGCCAAGCACAUCCAAUUUUGAAAAAUUUAUCGGACACACAAGAGUCCCUUGUCUAUUUACAGUAAUAAUAAAUUAUGUGAUUUCUCUCCUCUCUUGUCAGUAGUGCAUAACGACAUAAAUGGAACUACUGCAUACGGUGACACUGAAAUGGCACAGCUACAAAUUGAGUCCUGUGUUGGCCUUAGCGCAGGACAAAGUUUCAGGAUUACACUUCAGCUUAUAAUCAGUUCAAUUGUUAAUGACCAUUUUGGUACUUGAACCGUUGAUGCUAUGACAAUUUUUAGAGAGCCAUCUCUUCAUUAUGCUUUUCAAUGUAUGAAGUGAUUUGAGAUCAUGCUCAUAA
This is a messenger RNA of Nicotiana tabacum (common tobacco), 1724 nucleotides long. RefSeq lists its product as uncharacterized. Gene Ontology annotation, biological process: aspartate family amino acid biosynthetic process. Gene Ontology annotation, molecular function: homoserine dehydrogenase activity. NCBI's taxonomy places the organism in Eukaryota, Viridiplantae, Streptophyta, Magnoliopsida, Solanales, Solanaceae. The record is from RefSeq and is a predicted model, not a curated record.